This is a messenger RNA of Durusdinium trenchii, 468 nucleotides long. The record is from the annotation of a GenBank genome assembly. NCBI's taxonomy places the organism in Eukaryota, Dinophyceae, Suessiales, Symbiodiniaceae.
AUGAAGCGCUACAUCUUCCGCCGCACAGUGGAGGGAAUCCACAUCAUUCACCUGGGGAAGGCCUGGGAGAAAUUGAUGGUGGCGGCAAGGAUGAUUGUGGCAAUUGAGAACCCUGGGGACAUCAUUGUGGCUUCCCAGCGACCCUAUGGCUCUCGUGCUGUGUUGAAGUUCUCCCAGUACACCGGCGCCAAUCCCCUGGCCGGACGCUGGACGCCGGGAACGCUGACGAACCAGAUCACGCAGAAGUACUUGGAGCCUCGUCUUCUGAUCGUCACAGAUCCACGGACCGAUAGCCAAGCCAUCAAGGAGGCCUCCUAUGCGAGCAUCCCUGUGAUUGCUCUUUGUGAUACAGACUCUCCGUUGGAGAAUGUGGACGUGGCAAUUCCGGCAAACAACAAGGGUUGGGCGCUCAAGGUGCAGACAUCUUGGGGUGGAGUCGCACAUCCCUUCCUUUCCAAGCGGUUUUAA